AUGUCUGCCUUGUUGUUUCUUAUUGUGGCAGGACUUGUGGUUGGCGUAUUUUUCGUGGUGGUAGCAUGGACUGGUCUGGGAAAACAUACACCAGAUUAUUGGGCGGAUAUCGAAUUAUCUUUUAUUGUGGUGUUUACACGCCUAUUUGCGAAUGCCUUAGGAGGAACGUUGAUUAAGAGAUUAUUGCAACUCUUAUCUGUUAUCGGUAUUGCGUUGCUAAUAGUGGAUAUUGCUUUUUUCGCAGCAGACUUGAGGGUCGGGACGUUUAUUCCGUAUACGACGAUGUUGGCUGUAGCUUUAUUUCGUGGAUCGAUGGCACUUGGCUACUGCAUCAUGCGUAUCAUAGCGGUGUUUCGAAAGACGGGAAGCCCGGGAACCUGGGUCACUCUCAACAUCCGCAUUCCUUUCGAAGUGGCCGGGUUUGUUCAAAACGGUGUGUUUGUCAUUCUUGGGAUUUUGCAUGUUGCCACGCGAACUAGAAGGUAUCUCAAGGACAAAGCCGAGAACCGAAAAAAUAGCAUGUUCGAACUAAGUAGUGCGAUACCUGGAGAAGGAAGGCGAGCCAUGUCAGUAUCGGACAUAUCAAGAACAGGCACAGUAAAGGGUGACUCCGAGGUUGAGCUCGUGACUAGGAAGGACAAUGUAUAG
Messenger RNA from Pochonia chlamydosporia 170, 648 nucleotides. RefSeq lists its product as hypothetical. The transcript is spliced from 3 exons. Bases 1 to 648 code for a protein of 215 amino acids. NCBI's taxonomy places the organism in Eukaryota, Fungi, Ascomycota, Sordariomycetes, Hypocreales, Clavicipitaceae. The record is from RefSeq and is a predicted model, not a curated record.